AUGGAGGCCCCGGUGGCUGACGCUGCUGGCUCCACCUGUGGCGUGGAACCCGCCCUGUCCUCCCUGACCCUGGCCUUGCACAAGGGCCCUGUGACCUCUGACCCUCUCACCCUGGGCCUCCGGUGGUCCGAUUGUGUCCCUUCUGGCACCCAGCCUCUGGCCACCACUGACCUGCAGUUCAGCCUUUUCCAGAAAGAUAAGCAGAAUCACAAAACCCAUUUUAUUUAUCAGGAGACUAGCCUGCCACAUGUCCGUCUCUCGCUCACACACACCAGACUGGGCCACCAUCCCUCGCCUAGUCCCUCUAGGACCCGCGCGGGAGCCCAAGGUCCCCUUCCCACAGGCAGCACCAAGGUCGUCCUGGACCCCACCCAGCGCGGCGUCCCGCCCCACAGCCCGGGCACCGACAACCGUCGCCGCAGGGGCCUGGAGACCCAGACGCGCUGCAGACACUGCGAUUUGUUCAUCUUGCCAGCCAACCCGUCUCGUCCUGACGCCAGGACCCCGUCCCCAUUGAAGUUUCACCCGGAGCUGCAGAAAGAAAAUGCGGGGCCCAGACCAGACCCCCCACGAUUCUGUCACCGAGAAGCUACGCUGGAGCCACUGUGCUCCAGGCCAGCAGCGGUCCUGGGUGGACAUGCGCCAGCACGACGGAGCACCAAGGCAGCGGCCGGGACACGGCGCGGCCAGCGCACCGCAGGGGCCCUCUGCACGGCUGACCAGAGGCUGAGGAAGAUGGGCACAGCAGGCCAGGGGCCCRUCCCGCCGGCCCCCCGCGCCCAAGCUUACCAGCUGGGCCAUCCCCAUCCCGCUGCAGACAGGCUGCGCCGACCUCCCUGGUCUCUCACAGUGACCUCGUCUCUGCUGUCCGUUCUGGGGUGGACCCCGGGGGCAAAACCAGAGGCUUCCUGGAAGGUGCAGGGCCAGGCACCCAGCAGGUGCCAGCACGGUGGGCGGGAUGGAGCAUAGCGUGCGGCCACCUUGGGGACGGAGGCCCUGCAGGAGCCACUGCCCCUCCGGCCCACGGCUUGGGUUUCCAGUCUCCACUGCCCACGGCCAACUGUGGCCAGAACCACUCCAGGAACCCCCAGAGCGAGCCAUUCCAGCUCCGUCCCCGCUGGCCGGGCCUCUGUCCUGCGCACUGGUCAGCCGGCUCAUCUCCACGCCUGGCCCAGGAGCCUCGCUGGGGUCAGGCACCCGCAGGGCCAGGUCGGGUGAUCCGACCCUGUGGGCGGCUGAGUGGGAGGAGAGGGCGGCGGGCGGAGGCCCCAGGCUGAGCGGGGUUGUCACCAGCUCCCUGCAGCCGCAGGGCCUCGCGGGUCACCUGCAGCUGCACAGCCACAGGUUUCGCCGGCACAGAUGGCGGUGACCGACACCGUCCCCUGGUCCCCAGCUCACCCCACCUGGCCUCUUUGCAGCUGGCCGGAGACUCCCCUCUGUCCUCUGUGGCUUCUGCAGGAAGUCCACACAGGGAGUGGCCUGGGCACCUCUGGCCACCCGGGUCCCCUGUGCCCCCUGGGGCUGCCUGGGCCCUUCUCCGGGCUGAGUGGCAUCUGCCGUAGGAACGGAGCACCAUGGGAGUCCAGUCACCCAUGGGGACAGGGUGGCUUUCAGGUUUGUGACUGUGAGCAAGGCGGGGACAGACACUCAGGUUCAGGCGGCCCUUGGGCUCCCAUCUCCCUGGCUGGACGUGGGCAGGGUCCCGGGGUCCCGUCCACGGCGUGUGGGAGGCCAGGUGGCUGCCCAGUUCCACACUCUGGUGGGCAGAGACCCACGGCAGGGCUGGAGCCAGGUCCCCAGGUCACCCACAGUGUGGCCGGCUGUCCAGUGCCCCUGGGCUCAGUGUCCCUCACCACGAGAUGUUCAGGGUGGGACAGGGAUGGCCCCAGGCAGACCAGCUGCGCUGGCCAGCCUGGACAAGAAGGCGGCCACAAGGUGUCCCCUGACCGGCCACAGCCUCUUCCCCUCCAGGAGCCUGACAGCCGCUGGUGAGCCCUCAGGGCAGGGCUGGUCCCCAGGGCCGAGGUGCAGCUGCUGGACCACAGGGGGGGUCACAAGGCCUGCCAGACCCUGCCUCCAGGCCACAUGCAGGUGGCUGCUGGCCCUGCAGGGCCCCUCUGGGCCUGGGAGACACUAGGGAAGGAGCCGCUUCCAGGGGACUUGGGGGACUCAGGCUGCACGAAGCCCACCAGGACCUGACCGGCCCCCGCUGGGCUGGAGUGUGGGACGGUCCAGCCGCUCGACCACCUGGUGCUCAGGGAGGCCCUGUGGGCCYAGGGGCAAAGGCCGUUCCCAGCCACCUGGAGCCACCUCACCCUCCCCUGCCUCMGCUGCCCCGGGGCCCCUGAGCUGUCCCACAGGGACGCAGACUGGCCACAUCUGGGUCAGCUGUGAAACAGAAGUGAGAGGCAGCCCCGGGGCAGAGGUCUGUCCCGGGCAGUGGGGGCCCGGGGUCUCAGUGUGGUCUUCGUGGCCCUGGCCAGCACCSGAAAAGGGGCGAGAACCCCACCCGGCAGGGGGAUGGGGCCGCCGCACGUGAUCCGGGGGUGUGUCCACUAUGACCCCCCGGCAUGGUGGCCACCGCUGUCGGCUUGGGUCCCGUCCACGAUGCUCUUCCAAAGUCCCCACACCGAUGCCCCAUCACGCGCCGCCACCCGCGGGCACACUGCUCCACGCCAGCUGCUCCAGGUCCGCUCAGAGGCACCGCGUGGCCUGACCGUCCCUGCUCCAGCACGGUCAGCGGUCCUCCCCAGCCUCUUUCACGACUUGUUUUGAGACAGGGUCUUGCAGAAGUUGCCCAGGCUGGCCUCCAACUCCUCCGGCCUCGCUCCCAGCUCUCUGGGCGGCGGGCGGGCAUUGCCACCCUUAGUAACUGGGAGACGCCGCUGCCCAGGGCCCAGCCCGCCAGCGGCUCCAGAGGCGGGGACCCUGGGGCUGGCGCUACCCUGGGGCUGGUGCUGCCCYGGGCAGCGUGGGCCUGAACCCUGCCUGGGUCCACCCAGCCAGAGGCCAGCGGCCACGAGGACGGGCCUCUGCCCUCCUUCAGAACCCGUGACGACCACCAGGCACAGGCACCGCUGCUGCCCAGAGUGAAAGCGAGGUGACCAGGCCAUCUGCACCCAGUGAAUGUGGACGGGCAGGUUCCCAGGGCCACUCCCUGAGCUGCCUGGAGGCGGGGGCGGGCGGGGCGCCACGGCCCACCUGGCCUGGGGACCUGGACCCAGCGCAGGUCCUCGAACACCAGGGAGCAAGAAGCCACCAGAGCCAGAGACGGCGCCCGGGACCACGCACCCAGUGCUCUGGGAGGUCCCUCCCUCGCGUCCUCCUGAGGACGUGAUGACGCGUGGCCCAGGGGCUGCGGGUCCCGUGACGGGGCCAGGAGCAGCAGACCCGGCCAGCCUGGCCCCAGGACGAGCAGGACGUGUCCCAGGCGCCAGUCGCCCAGCGCCCUCCUCAGGGCUGAGGGCGCCACUGCUCCCUGAAGUAGAGGCUGGUCCAGAACUGGAGGCCACAGGACUCCCGGCUCCGCCCASAGAGGGACGCGGGGACAGGCCCGCCUUUGCCUUGACCAACCUCUCCCCAGRCUGCCUUGGCCACCAGUGGUCAGCUAACGCCACAGUCGCUGAGGGCAAGGGGGGGAUCCUGACAGAAUGUGAGGCUCCUGCAGGAGGCCGGGAGUGUGYUCAGGGAAGGAGGACGCCCAGGCUGCCUCCCCACGGAGGGAGGGCUUGUCUGAGGCCCUGUGGCAUGGCCACCCACCCCACCAGGUGACAGGCGGCCCAGGGCGGGAGCUGCCGCAGCCAGGGCUGGCGGGAGGCGGGCAGCCCUCCAGGGGCCGGGAUGGGCUCCCAGUCGCCUCGAGCCCCACGUGGGGCCUCCACUCUAGAGGAUGGCCUCCCGGGCCUCAAAUGAUCUCUWGCUAAAUCUGCAUAUCCAACGUCCGACUGGGCGGGGUCAGCACCGCGGGCCACCCACAGAGUGCCACUCACUGCCUGACAGAUGGCACUGAAGCGCGAGAACUUGAGGAAAGAAGAGGAWGUGGGUGAA
Messenger RNA from Urocitellus parryii (Arctic ground squirrel), 4047 nucleotides. Lineage: Eukaryota; Metazoa; Chordata; Mammalia; Rodentia; Sciuridae. The record is from RefSeq and is a predicted model, not a curated record.